This is a messenger RNA of Haliaeetus leucocephalus (bald eagle), 957 nucleotides long. RefSeq names its product NADH dehydrogenase (ubiquinone) 1 alpha subcomplex, 7, 14.5kDa (gene NDUFA7). The annotation marks the transcript as partial. Lineage: Eukaryota; Metazoa; Chordata; Aves; Accipitriformes; Accipitridae. Gene Ontology annotation, biological process: mitochondrial electron transport, NADH to ubiquinone; ATP synthesis coupled electron transport. Gene Ontology annotation, cellular component: mitochondrial inner membrane. The record is from RefSeq and is a predicted model, not a curated record. The transcript has 3 exons.
CAGCGGCCCGCGGGGGUGCGCAGCGCCCGGCUCCAUGUGAGACGCUGUCGCCUCGCCUUGCAGCGGGACCUCCAGGCCAAGCUGUCGCUGCGCUACACGGAGAUCUCCAAGAGAAGCCAGCCGCCGCCUCGGCUCCCGGUGGGUCCCAGUCACAGGUUCGCCAAUAACUAUUACUGCACCCGGGAUGGGCGCCGAGAGUCUCUGCCGCCCAUCGUGGUCGUGGCAGCGCAGAAAACCCUCGCUGCGGGGGCUCAAGCUGGCAGUUCAGGCUCUGCAGUGACAACAGCUGAGAAAAAGCCAGUGACACCAGGACCAGCACUUAAGAAGUGGGAAAUUUCAAAAGACCAGCCCUAUUUGUGAGAAAUAAGUAUGACAAGGUUGGAUGUGCAGGUCACAGUGCGUUACAAAGCAGCACUCUAGUGCCUGUGGUGGAUUUUGCUACAGUGAUGCUGUGGGGAACUUGUCCUAGUGCUGCUGAUGCAUGACUAAUAAAUGUAUUUAAAGUUCUGAUUAUCCCCCCCCAUCUUGUCUGUUCUAUUUGAGUUAUCUAAAUUACUACUCUUGAAUAUUGUUUUGGGUGUAAGGUUUUCUUGAGGGAAUAGCAGCGUAGUAUGUGCCUUCGAGCUCAGGCUGAGCGGAUUUGUAAGCUGCAGCUGAGAUACCACCACUUAAGGACACACCCCAGCCAAAAAGUACCCGAUGCUCUGACUUUGUGGUGAGAGAGACGAGUUAAGUAGCCUCACCACUCUUGCCACAAGUGCCCGAUGUCCUGGUCAGGCUGCCCUGCUGCAGCUACAACCUUUCUGGAUGCUGAGCCGCUGUAGUUCGGUCCCUCCCCAGCGACAGCGGGUCACCUGGGCUCAGGCCGUGCUUGCAGCGAGCUACGCUCCUUAUUUCUCAGCGGCCGGCGGGAGGGUACGCCUGUUUCCAGAGGAUGCCGGGGCAGCGCCGACGGAG